AUGUUGUUGUCGUCUGAAGCAUCUGCAAGCGUCGCAUGUUUUGUUUCAUUUGGUGAAGCAAAAGGUACAUUCGUCGCCUUCUGCGAUUAAGCGCUCUUCGUUUUUUAGCAUCGAAACGCGAAAACGUUGAUACAUAAAAUGAAAUAAAAGCAAAGAAUCUCUGUCCAUUUUAAGUCUAUAUGUAUUUAUAUAACGAAGAAUUGCGUAAUGUAAAUUUAACAAAAACCAAAGACACUUUAUCUGUCAUUACAAUCUUAAGCAAGCAUAAGUACUUUUUCAGUGUGACCGCGACCAUUCUAGCACUUGCUUGAAUGACGUCACAAGCAAGCACGCUAAUCCUUUGCAAAUCUGCAAGCACAAAGCGCUAGUGUGAGUGUGACCGCGACCUAUACUUGCAUGCAAUGAUUCAGUUGGAGGAACUCUUUUAGCAUAGUUUUUUAGCAUCUUAGCACCGUUGCUAAAUCAUCACCAUUAUUAUACAAUCAUACCUUGCUUAAAGGUAAUGCCUGACCCGAAAAGCGACUGCUUCGUCUUCGCGCUGGAAUUCUUUUAGCCGGUAAGUGCCAGAUUCUUCAAGAGCUCAUGGUGAAUGUUUUUUGCGACGCAUUCAACAUUUCGUGUAUAUGCAUCAAAAAACGAAUAAAAAUGAGGGGUUUUUAGUUUAAAUUUCACACUGAAUGUAGUUUCAGUAUCUUAUCCUACUAGGGAAUAAAGCAUACAUGACUAUAGGCAUAUAAAUCUCACUUACGAGCAGGCCGAGGUGGAGGAGAUCUUCUUCUGCGACAGCAUUUGCCUUGAUCUGGCAAUGCAAGCAGCACACCAAGUCCAAGGAAAAAAGCAAAUGACCACAUCUUGAUAUUCAGUGUAUACUUGUCUGACAAUUUCUGAAGGGUUACCUUAGGCUUACUGAAAUUUCGUGUUACAGCCUUGUUUUAUAGCCCAUCACAUGCAUAGCAGUGAAGUACCUCCCCCUUGCUCAUACGCGCUGAAAGUAAAAAAAGUAAAUAAGAGAUUCCGAUAAUACUUUGGUGAUUAUACGGUUUGAGAGGGCGGUUUUCGGAUAAAUAACAACUUGCGUGGCGGUUUACGAGCUGCGGUCACGUACGAGGUUAUCGUUCGAUGACACAAAACGUUGAGCAUGAAUUAUAUUUGACAUAAGCUCCAUUUGAAGAUUGGCUUCAUGCCUGAAAUCUAUUGAAGCAUAGUGAAUUUUCUCAGUUCGGAGCAGUUGAACAAAUUAAAACUGUUGUUACAAAGAAAUAGUCGAAUCCUGGACUAAAUAGAGUCUAUAUACAGAUUUAUAAAUUCAUUAGCCUAAUGCAUGGGACGUAUAGCAGCCAUAACUAUGCAGCUAUAUGGAACUGUCAAUUAAUGCAAUCAGUGAUAUCAGUGUUAAUUUAAAAAGAAUCAGCUUGUCGAGUCUGCUGAUAAGUGUGAGCAUAGUUAAUAUGGUGUGAGCGGGCAGCGCGAGCCACCCAAAACAUCACCAGUUACACAUGCAUGAAUACUGCAGGUGCAGCUGGCCAUGUUUCGCACAAGUGUUUCUAUUAGAUCAAAUAUGUAAAAGCAUGAUAUUAUACUGCACGUAUAUCAUGAUUUUAACUCUUUCUCAGCAGGGUCCAUUACGCGUAGAACGUGCACGAUCUACGGAUGUUUCAUUAAUAACUUCGCUAUGUGGAUUAAAAUACCACCAUUCGAUUCAGUAUAAAAAUAUAUACUAAUUUAUAACGAUAGUUUUAGUCAGUGGCUACAUUAUAGCGAUUUAUGAGCUUUGAAAGUCAAGCGGGCUUGUAUAUGAUCAAAUUACGCAAUAUUACUAACAAUUUAUAAACAUAGACAUACCUUUCGCCGAACAUAACUUCGGCCCCUUGAGACAUAAUUAUGCUCAUUCUGGUAGUCUUGAUGAAUGAAGCAGUUAAAAAUAACAUGUAUACUGUUAUUUUCAAGCUUCUAUCUUUAAAAUGUGACUUUUGUUGCCGAAUUUUGCAUUUCUGCUCCGAAUUUGCGUUAACCCAACCGGAAAUAUGACGAAAAACCGUCAAAACAAUGCGAAGUUUGUAUCGCGUGACUCUGGAAAUGCCAGAAAUGGAUUCUACAGGUCAAAGUGCACCUAUACGCGUGAGUUUGACGUCAUCCCAGCUAAAGGAGCUCCUUAUUGGCCAAGUAUUACGCAAUACACGCGUGUGCCAGCAAAACCGGAUACCUUGAAAAAUUCAAAAUAAAUAUUUCUACUCGCCGUAUUCAUACGAAACUUUCUACACGAAAGCGCUUGAAUAUAAAGAGCAGUGGCGUAGCUAGCGGCAGCGAUGUUUUGCUAAUUUUAGAAGAGGGGGGACGCUGUUGAAAAUCAAAUGGGCGUGGUCAUUCGAUUGGGCGUGGCCAUUGACCAUGAAAUUAAACAAGCGGGGGGAUUUAGUGACUUUAGUCUAAUAGGCAAGCUUGUCAAAAUAUGCCACAUUGCUGUGGAUGAUGGUUAACGGAUGGCUACGAAGCCAGUUUUAACUUCUGAAAUUGAGUCUUCCACAGACUUUUCAGUAUAUAAAGAAUUCAACGAUUUUAGAUCUUUUAGAAAUCAUAUCUCUUACUAACUACAAUGGUCAACAACCUAUUUUACAAUUUCUGGCUUAGGCUUGAUUUUUAUAAAGUAGUAUAGUCUUUCACGCAAUCGCGAAAUUAAACAUUAAAAUCAUCAAUGGGAACAUAAAAUGAUUCAAUAAGAACAUUGACAUGAAUGGGAAAGAUUCAAGGAUAUCUAUUAUCCAAGCUUAUUUAGUUACUCGUGAAAACGUCAUAUUUAACUUGCAAAGUUGCCUAUUUGCCGAGUUGGUUGACUCACAUAGCACUAAUGCAUCAUCGAAAUUGGAAAGUUAACGUGGUUUUAUUUGCUUUUUGACAUCUACCGCGCGCAAGCUACGUGUUUUUCAGGUAUCAUGUUCUGCUAACUCCAUGCAUAAGGUAAUUCAAAUUAUAUCCCGCUGGGCUGCUGCCUGACGUUAUCUCCGUGCUGAUGACAAUUGAUUGUGAACUAUCUAAGUGGACGUCAAUUAUCAGACUUUAGACUAUUAUUUUGUACUAGUCUGCUAGAAAUUUUGGCAAAUAACACGUAUGUAGAACAAGUGAUAGCCAAAAUUAUUUGGACGGUGUCGAACGGCGUUCACUGAACUUCGCUAAUAUUUAAUCCCUGCCAGGGGGAACGGCGUUCCCCCAUGUUUGAUUUUGGCAAGGGGGACGCCGUUUCCCCGGUAAAAAAAGGUGGGGGGACGGCGUUCCCCCGCGUUCCCCCUGGAAAACAUCACUGGCUAGCGGUCCUGCUUGUCCUGCCCAGCAGGACUAAAAAUUUGCCAAAAUUUCCUUACUAAAACAUUGCUUUAUUUAUCUUGAAGCUUUAAAAAUUUACAUUAUCAUAUUGUUAUUUUGUCUCAUUUUCUUGUCUUUUUCGUUAUUAUUUUUUAAAAAGUUUUUCGCAUUCUGUUAUAUAUUUACGCAAUUUUAUAGCUUGCCGUGUCUGUUACCUAGCAACUGCAACUCUACAUUGAUUUGCACGCGACUCUUAUUUCCUGCCAUUUUCAAAUGGCAGGACUUGCUAGUAUAUUUCAUAGUAAAUUCAUACAAGAAAUCUUGGUUUCUGAUUGGAUAAUUAGGUCUGCGCAUGCUCAAACCGACUGUUUACAAAUGCGAAGUCCUGCUCUCUCGAAAUGGCAGGACUUGGCCUUGUAUUGUCUUUACUUGCGAGCUUUCCGCGCGACUAAACCCACUUUUUACUAAUUCUGUCGACGGAGAUUACUCAAGUUAUGAAUAUGGAAAUCAACGAGUGCGGAAGCCCAAUGUGAUUUUGAUAUAAUUUCUGCUAAGAUAUUUUAGCUCACGAAAUGCAUGUGAACAGACUCGACUGAUGAUUGUGUAUUUUUAUAAUACAAUAUAAUGGGGAAUACAAACUUCAUUUGUGAAGCCUGUACGUCGUAAUGUCGUAUUGAUAUAAAGUAAGAACGUAAUAUUUACUGCCAGUUCAUCUGCUUUGUCCAUUUGAAACGAGCACUUAUAUGGAGUUUAAUUUUAAAAAUGAUAUAUGACCAUAUAUUGUACCAAUUCACACUGUUUAUGUAGAUAUUUGGCCGCAUAGACUAUAUGCAUAGCGUACUGAAUUACAUUCAAUUCAGAGUGCCAGGCGUAGUUAUCUGUAGUUGAUACCACUCCACUAUAUAAAGGUUAACACAUUACUAACAAACGUAGUGAAUUUUUAACGAAUGCUAGCCGUAGCGUUUUUAGUAUAUGUGUAUAAAACGCCGUGUUCAACAGUAUAAUAGUGGCGCAAUUGUUGAUUAUGUGAGGUUGGAUUAUGUGUUGAUCAAGUGAAAGAUCAUAUUACAGACGCGUAUGGUAUACAUGAUAUUUUCCUCUUUCGUGACUUGACUAUAUUUAGCUACAUUAUAUUUUCAGUUAAGUUGAAAAAUAUAUAGUGAAAUAUGAUAAAAAAAUGCAUGGAUUUCAAAAAGUUGCAAAUUUUUUUUUCUAAAAAAAUUAUCAAAAAUUUUCCGCUAAUCACGCAAUUUUUUUUAUGUUCCCUUUGGAGUAUUUCGCCGUGAAAUCGCAGGAAAUGGCCAUUCCAGACUUCUAAAAUUCAAAAUUUCCCGGGGGAGCAUACUCCCGGACCCCCCUAGAAUGGGUGGGUCUUAGAGCAGGACUAGUCAAAUUUCGCUAGCUACGCCACUGAUAAAGAGUAUUUUACACCUAUAUCUUUUCAGAAAAUGACGCCAAAUUUUAGAAUAUAUUCAACUUUUUCUCUUUUUCUCGUUCGAAUGUUUGCCGAAGCGGUGAGUAUAAAUAUAAUCGUUUUGGUUUGUGUAACGUUUUGACGGCACUUGACCCCCGUUCGAAAGGUUAUAUUAUGAGGAUUUCAGUGGUGGCAUUUAUUUAAAAGGGGGGUAAAUACUCGCCGAGAUAUUUAUAUUUGAAAAAUUGAAUCGAAAUGUAAUGCGAAACCGACCUGUCGAGAUUAAGGCUAGAAUAUAUUGAAAACGAAUUAGAUUUUUUAUGAACACUAUUUCUGAACCGUGUGCGCAACCACAUAUAGUUAUACCCUGGAUUCCAGAGCCUUCGACAGUAAAUAAUAAAUUGAAACGUCGCGAAGGCUCUGGUUCAAAGGGGAGAUUCUUUGAUUAAACCGCGCCAAUCAUAAAACAGAAUUUGUAGUUCACUAAUUUUGUUUUGUGAUUGGCGCGGUUUAAUUAAAGAAUCUCUCCGUUGAACCAGAGCCUUCGCGACGUUUCAAUUUAUUAUUUACUGUCGAAGGCUCUGGAAUCCAAGGUAGUAUAGUUACUAAAUUCAACGAAAUUGAAACUAAAUUUAUCCCCGAGCCGACGGCGCGAAGCGCCGUGCGAGGGUACUAGUUCUCGACCUCCAUUAUUUUCGACGUCUUCCUCUCAUGCAAUCCUUUCCCAAAGGUAAAACGUUCAGUGUUUGAUUACCGACGCGCUGACAUUGAUGGUCUACGAAGGCAUCUUCAAUCCGGCCCUCGACCUCAGUCAACUUAUAUCAGAGAACGGCAAUAUCAACCAGGAUUGGCUCGCGUGAAAAAAUGCGUUUUUGGGCGCGGUAUCGAAAUUUGUGCCGACAAAAACACUACGAGGUCGAAACCAUCUCCCUUGGAUGAACAAUACAAUACUUCACUUCAACAAGAAGAAAAACUCUAUAAGAACGAGAAUUAAAAGAUCCUGUCAUCCAAGUGAACACCUCAAGCAAAGAUUUCGAGAGCUCCGCAGGACAAUUAAAAGAAUGUUGCGUGAAAGUCGCUUGGACUAUAUCAAUUCAAAAACCAAUACCAGCCGACAAUUUCAAAAAAUAUAAUACAAAACAUAAUCCGAAGAUAAGCAUCUUGAAACCCAAAAUAUGAGUCAAACAAGAAAGUGAGUAAUAUUUCGAUUUUAUUACAAAAUCAUCAUCAGACUAACUGACUCAUGUCUGAUGAUGAUUUUGUAAUAAAAUCGAAAUAUUACUCACUCACUUUCUUGUUUGACUCAUAUUUUGGGUUUCAAGAUGCUUAUCUUCGGAUUAUGUUUUGUACUAUAUCAAUUCAAUCUGUGAAUCUUGUAAACCCAAUCCUAAACGUUUCUGGUCGUUUUUCAAGAUUAAGUCUAAGGUAUCUAAUAUUCCGUUAAAAGUCUCGGUUAAAUCUAGUGAAAAUAAAAGAACGUAUUCCAACAACAACGUAGACAUUGCGAAUACUUUAACGAAUAUUUCGCCUCAAUUUUUACGCAUGACAACAAUAGUGACCACAAUCUAGGAGAACACUCGGAUCCAGAAAUUGUUUUGGAAGACAUAACACUGACUAACGACGAAGUAAUAACCGUAUUAACUAAUCUAAAUAACAAUAAAGCUCAUGGUCCAGACGGAAUCCCAGCACGUUUGUUGACGGAAACAUCAUCCCAAAUCGCUCCUUCACUCUGCGCUCUCUUCAACAAAUCUUUACGUUGUGGUGUUCUUCCAGAUGAUUGGAAAUUAGCGAAUGUCGUACCAGUACACAAACGGGGUGAGAAAUCCUAUAUCGAGAACUACCGUCCAAUCUCGUUGCUUUCUCUUAUCUCCAAAGUCCACGAGCGUUGCGUUUUCCAUAACAUCCAACAUCAUGUUUUUCAACAAAUCAACCCUUGCCAACACGAUUUUGUUCCACGAAAGUCAUGCGUAACGCAACUGAUCGAAGUAUUCGAACAGAUAGGUCGGAAAUUAGACAACGGUAAGCAGAUAGACGUGAUUUACCUGGACAUGUCGAAGGCAUUUGAUAAAGUAAGUCACGCUCAGCUCAUGCACCGAUUACACAAGUUCGGGUUUCGAGGUAACCUUCUCAACUGGUUUUCAUCGUACCUCAGCAAUCGUAAUCAGCAGACAACAAUUGGUGGAGCAACAUCAAGAUCGUUAGCAGUGACAUCCGGUGUACAGCAGGGCUCUAUUCUCGGUCCUUUACUGUUUCUCUUGUACGAAAACCACCUCUCCGAAAGCGUGGGCAACUCCAGCAUUGCAACCUUUGCGGACGAUACAAAGAUCUUUAAAACUGUAAAUAACGUGUCCGACGCAUCAUCACUACAAAAGGACCUAACAAAUUUUGAAGAGAACUCCAGCAAGGCAAACCUGAUAUUAAACGCUCAAAAAUGUAAAGUCAUGAGAAUAACCAGAAAACACCACAAAACAGAAUAUCCCUACAAGCUACAUGAUGCUGUUCUGGAAAGCACUGUUCACGAACGUGAUCUGGGAGUGUGGACUUCUUCCAAUCUGACUUGGUCCAAACAUAUUGAGGACCAAUGUGCUCAAACAACCAAAAUGCUCGGCUACUUAAGGAGAUCUACACUGGACACAAAAACUAUCUCGGUUCGUCGUACUCUGUAUUUGACUCUCGUACGCUCAAAACUAUGCUAUGCUUCUCAAGUCUGGGCUUCACAAUCCGUGGAACUGAUCAAACGCGUGGAAAGAAUCCAGAGGCGCGCGAGCAAGUUUAUUUUGGAUCUGCCAUUCAACUGCGAUGUCAGCUAUAGUAAGAGACUCGAACUGUUACACCUCAUUCCGCUCUGCUAUUGGCACGAAUUCCUCGAUCUGUUGUUUUACUUUAAAUGUGUAAAUGGAAUAAUAAACAUCAAUGGCAAAAUUCUACUAUCAAUUCAGAUCCGGCAGAGAGCAACGCGAUCAGCUGACCCUGACGGUUUGAAGUCCACCACACCGAAGUGUAGGACUGCAACAUUCCAGAGAUCGUUUAUAUCCAGGUGUGCGAGAGUAUGGAAUGUUCUGCCAAAAGAGUUGACAACAAAGAACAUAAGCUUAGGUCGUUUCAAAAUCGGCUCUGAACAUUUACAAAUCGGCUCUGAACAUUUACGACGCAGAAAAUCCUAG
This is a messenger RNA of Paramuricea clavata, 7875 nucleotides long. The record is from the annotation of a GenBank genome assembly. Lineage: Eukaryota; Metazoa; Cnidaria; Anthozoa; Malacalcyonacea; Plexauridae.